Molecule: messenger RNA, 1873 nt
Organism: Trichoplusia ni (cabbage looper)
Lineage: Eukaryota; Metazoa; Arthropoda; Insecta; Lepidoptera; Noctuidae
Gene: Arr1
Product: arrestin homolog
Exons: 8
Coding region: 25-1221 (398 amino acids)
Biological process (GO): G protein-coupled receptor internalization; signal transduction
Cellular component (GO): cytoplasm
Molecular function (GO): G protein-coupled receptor binding
Source: RefSeq, a predicted model, not a curated record
UUCUCAGCUCCUCAAACUAGCAACAUGGUGUACAAUUUUAAAGUGUUUAAGAAGUGCGCUCCUAAUGGCAAAAUUACCCUGUACAUGGCCAAACGUGACUUCAUCGACCAUAUAUCUACCGUGGAGCCAAUAGACGGUGUGGUGCUGCUGGACGACGAGUAUGUGCGCGGGCGCAAGGUGUUCGGGCAGCUGGUGUGCACGUUCCGCUACGGGCGCGAGGAGGAUGAGGUCAUGGGCCUUAACUUCUACAAGGAACUGUUCCUGGCUUCGGAGCAGAUCUACCCGCCGCCCGAGAAGAGGAACUAUGACCUGUCGCGAGUGCAGGUACCGAACACUGCACGGGCCUCGAUCAUCUGCAGCCAUAUCACUUUUCGUGAGCGCCUCAUUAAGAAGCUGGGCGACACGGCGGUGCCGUUCCGGCUGUCGGUGCCGGCGGGCGCGCCCGGCUCCGUCACCCUGCAGCCCGGCCUCGAGGACGACGGCGAGCCCUGCGGCGUGCAGUACUAUGUCAAGAUCUUCGUCGGUGAUUCUGAGAUCGACCGCUCGCACCGCAGGAGUACGGUGGCGCUCGGCAUCCGCAAGGUCCAGUACGCGCCGGCCAAGCCCGGGCCGCAGCCCUGCACCGUGGUGCGUAAGGACUUCGUGCUCUCCCCCGGACAGCUGGAAUUGGAGCUCACGCUCGAUAAGCAGCUGUACAUCCACGGUGAGACGGUAGCGGUGAAUAUGUGCGUCCGCAACCACAGUAAUAAGGUGGUGAAAAAGAUCAAGGCCUGCAUCCAGCAGGGCGUCGACGUGGUGCUGUUCCAGAACGGACAGUAUCGCAAUGUAGUCGCCAGCAUCGAGACACAGGACGGGUGCCCGCUGCAGCCCGGCUCGAGCCUGCAGAAGGUGCUGCACCUGACGCCCUCGCUGUCCACCAACCGGGACAAGCGCGGCAUCGCGCUGGACGGCCAGCUCAAGCGCUCCGACACCACGCUCGCCUCCACCACACUACUGCUUGACCCGGACCAGCGUGAUGCAUUCGGCAUCGUGGUGAGCUACAGCGCCAAAGUGAAGCUGUACCUGGGAGCUAUCAGCGGCGAGCUCGUCGCCGAGUUGCCUUUCAUCCUUAUGCACCCCAAGGAGGGUCGUGCCAAAAUGAUCCACGCAGACAGCCAGGCGGACGUGGAGAUGUUCCGGCAGGACACCGUGCACCACCAGGAGAGCGUCGAGGUGUACUAGACGCAGCAGGGGCGCUAGGACGCAGUCCAAGAAGCCGUUCUUGUGUGCCCAAGGCCGUCGCCAUCAUGUCUAUUCAAAUCUAGCUACUGUAUUGCUAUGUAUACUUAUGUAUAGGGAUGUGUUUUCAACUCUCAAGUUUAAGUUCGCACUUAAUUCAGUUAUGUGUUUGUCUUGUAUGUCUAUUACUUUUAUCGAAUAUAAAAAUAUUAUUAAAGGAAUUAACUAAUCUAUAUCUAAUUAAUUCUUGAUCUACAACUAACCGUGAGUAAUUAUAUAUUAACACCUGUUUUAAAAAGUAACAAAACAAAAGAUCUCGCUCAAAUGUGAUUUUAUUGAAUUUAUCUCUAAAAUCAAAUGAUGUUUUUAGGUAAAUACUUUGAAAACUAUUCGUUUCGAAUCCUUAUUUAAAAUGAGUUUAAUAUAUGUAGAAGGGAAGACAAUUAUCUAUAAUACUCGUAGGUAAGUGUUACGUUAACGUUAGGAAUAACCAUUACCGUUUCGGGGUCGACUUCCGAAAACAUUUCAUAUAUAUUUAUUUAAAAAAAUUAGUAUCUACACUAUCUACGGCUUACAAAACCUCUUACACUAACUAAAUUCAUUUUACUUUCACUAAAUAUAUACAAAAGAAAAUAACCACAGUGGAGCAGUAACA